AUGGCCGUUCACUCUCUUUCAACCCCUUUCAACUUUACGCUUCCUUCCAGCUCCGGUAGCUCCAUUAAAAAGCCCAUCAAAUCAGUCUCCAAACCCUGCUUUGGUUGUGAUUGCGGCGACGAAGACCAAGAACACGGACUUCUCGUGCCUGUGAUUCCUGUUACAAAAGAAAGAUUAAAUGUGAUGCGGCGCUUCCGCAGUGUAAUUGGUGUAGCCACCAUAAUAUUCCCUGCACAUUCGACAGAGUAG
Messenger RNA from Penicillium coprophilum, 249 nucleotides. RefSeq lists its product as uncharacterized. Bases 1 to 249 code for a protein of 82 amino acids. The record is from RefSeq and is a predicted model, not a curated record. Lineage: Eukaryota; Fungi; Ascomycota; Eurotiomycetes; Eurotiales; Aspergillaceae. The transcript has 3 exons.